GUCUUCCCUGUAAUACACAGCAUUGAGAUUGCCUUCAAUGACAACAAGCUCAGUCCGAUGAAGCUGUGACACACCGCCCCAGACAAUGACGGGCCCUCCACCUCCAUAUCGUUCCUGCUCCAGAGUACAGGCCUCAGUGUAAAGCUCAUUUCUUUGACGAUAAGCGCAAAUCUGACCAUCACCCCUAACCAUUUAACCAUUAAAAUAUUUAUAAUUGAUAAUUGAUCAUUCAUAAAACAGGUUUUAAAUAAACAGAUGUUUCAAAGAAACACUACACACGCUCACACACACCAACAAACCAAUUUCUCUUGUGUAGAGAGAUAGAGAGGGACAUAAACAGAUCGGCAGACAGAGACAAAGAUUUCAUUAAAGGUCAAUUACAUUUUCUUUUCAAAUCGUUUUCUUUUUCUUUUACAUUUUUAGUACAGAAAUGAAUACAUAUUACUAUUAUUAACAUUUACUGUGCUAUACUAAACUAUACCACAAAUUUUUUAUUUACCAUUAAACAAUACUACAUUUUAAUUCCCAAUAAAUAUUUAAAUGUUAAAACAAAUUUGUAGGAAAGGCUGUUUAUCAUUCUUUUAUUUUGCCCCUUGAUCACAGUUCUCUCUCUCUGCUUGUAACACCCAUAGCUUGUAACCUGACUCCAACCGUACAGAUUGGCCUCAGACACACACGAACACACACACCCCAAACAAUUAAUUCCUCUUGAGGAGGGAGAGAGAGAGAGAGAGAGAGAUCAUUCAAUGAAGUGGCCUAUUGUAACCCGACACCACCAAAUCCCCGUCUUCAAGCUGUGAGGGCCUCAGACAUUGCCUCUUCCACGCUGGGUCUCCAUGGCCUUCCAGAGAGAGAGAGAGAGAGAGAGAGAGGGAGAGAGAGAUUUCAUUAAAGCUUGUAACCUGACACCAAACAUGCAGCCUGGCCUCAGACACACACAAACACACACAUCCCAAUGAAUCAAUGUCUCUUGUGUAGAGAGAGCGAGAGAAAGAGAGCUGUCAUUCAUUUAUUAAGGGGCCUAUUGUAACCCGUCACCCCCAUCAGUCUCCAAAUCCCCGUCUUCAAGCUGUGAGGGCCUCAGACAUUGCUUCUUCCACUCUGGCUCUCCAUGGCCUUCCAGGUUUUCUUGUAACCUGACUCCAACCGUACAGAUUGGCCUCAGACACACACGAACACACACACCCCAAACAAUUAAUUCCUCUUGAGGAGGGAGAGAGAGAGAGAGAGAGAGAUCAUUCAAUGAAGUGGCCUAUUGUAACCCGACACCACCAAAUCCCCGUCUUCAAGCUGUGAGGGCCUCAGACAUUGCCUCUUCCACGCUGGGUCUCCAUGGCCUUCCAGCUCAUGUGCUUUUCUCCACGAGGAGGGGAUACUUGGUCUGUAACCAUGUUUGAAGUGGAAAUUUCUAUCGGUGUCCAUUUUGAAAGUGCUGAAGUAAGGCCUGUCUCGUCACAGGUCGUUUGCUUGCAAUUGCUUAUACAUAGAGGUUGCAUGUUUGCGAGCAGAAUUGAGAGGAGUGGGAGUUUAUUCGAUCGCCUCCUACUACUCAGAAGGCAGUCCGCCCUCUGGCCUCUCUUCCUCCGCCUCCUCUUCAUGCAGAUCACUGGGGUCGGGGCCUGUUCCCGAGAGAGCCGCAUAUCAUCCACCUCGGGCUCGUGAGAGUCCUGAAAGAAGAAAAAGGAUUCUUCUAGUCCGUGAAGAAUGUAUCUUCUUCAGGAUUGCUCUGUCUUUGGCCAGCUUCUCCAUGAACUCCUGGCAGGGGAGGUUGACGUUUGUCUUCACAAUAAACAUGGCCUUGAUGCAGUUACAGUAUUUUUGAACCUACUGGUGAUCAUCUCCAUCUCUCACUUCAAGCAGCUCCAGACUCCAACCAACCUGCUCAUCCUCUCUCUGGCUGUGGCAGAUCUCCUGGUGGGACUGAUUGUGAUACCAGUAACGACUGUAGCAAUAAUGGAAUCAUGCUGGGGUUUUGGGGAAUAUUUCUGUGUGUUUCAUUUAUAUAUGGCUUUUUUAUGUACUUCUUUAUCUCUGGGCAAUUUGGUCUUGAUAUCUAUUGACCGCUAUGUUGCUGUGUGUGAUCCCUUAUUGUACCACUCUAAAACAACAAUAACAAGAAUGACGUGUUGUAUAUCCAUCACCUGGUGUUGUUGUAUCAUAUACCGUGCUGCUAUUGUAAAAAGCUUUGUAAAUGUACAGGUACCCAGUAGGUGUUUGAAUGAAUGUUUUACUGUUGAAGGGAUAACCUGGGCUAAUAUCGUUGAAAUUGUAAUUACAAUGGUUGUCCCGUGCUCUAUUAUUAUAACACUUUAUUUGAAAAUCUUUGUGGUGGCCAGAUCACAGGCCAGAAAGGUAUUUUCAAAAGAGACCGCCAGAGUGUCUGAUGUUAAAACUGUACAGGCAAAUAAGUCUGAGAGAAAAGCAGCAAAAACUCUGUCCAUUGUUGUUGUCAACUAUUUCAUUUGUUGGAUUCCAUCUCUAUUUGUUUUCUUUUUUUUGUCUUUUUUAAGUGACAAUUUAUCACUUUUCAUCCGUUUUCUGCCACUUGUUAAUUCCUUAAUUAAUCCAAUAAUUUAUGCUUUCUUUUAUCCAUGGUUCAAAGUGACAGCUAAACAUAUUUUAACUCUGAAGGUAAGGCGUUCAUAGUACUAUGUUUUUAUUCCUAAAUUUGACAAACGUAGGUUUGUUAGUAGUUAGUUAGUAUGUUAUAGUAGUUAGUUAUGUUAUAGAAUUGUUGUAAUUUCGUCUUUCAUGUAACAAUACACUGACACUACUUAUCUCAGUGUUGUCAUCAUAGAUACAAGUGGUGUUGAUACAGAAUGUUUUGUCUGGAUUGGAUUGGAAUGACUUGGAGAAGGUAUAAGCUUGUUUUAUAAAAUACAUUGUAGUAAUUUUUGGGUUGUAUUUUCCAAAUAUCAAAGCCUGUUGAUGUCGCAUGGUAUUUAAUGUGGACUACAGGAAGAUUAGCUGAUGCUUUUGCAGUGGAUAAUGGGGAUCCUAAUAAAUACCAAAAUUAUAAAUAGUAUGUAAGUAUUCUAAAAGUUCAUUUCAAGAAUGUCAUGAGUCAUUCUGUGUUGUCUAACAUCACCCUCUAGUGGUGUAAUUUGGACACAACGCCUGCAACAAGUGUAGUGAAGUUGAAAUGAACAAUACUGCAAGAUAUCAGAUAACGUCCAGGUCUAACUAAAUUGUGUAAGUAGUUGAUGGUAAAAUGUAAGAAUAUGCAAUUAUUGGUAACACUUUAUAAUGUU
Messenger RNA from Oncorhynchus tshawytscha (Chinook salmon), 3251 nucleotides. RefSeq names its product trace amine-associated receptor 13c-like. Gene Ontology annotation, biological process: G protein-coupled receptor signaling pathway. Gene Ontology annotation, molecular function: trace-amine receptor activity. NCBI's taxonomy places the organism in Eukaryota, Metazoa, Chordata, Actinopteri, Salmoniformes, Salmonidae. The coding region runs from base 1705 to 2646 and encodes 313 amino acids. The record is from RefSeq and is a predicted model, not a curated record. The transcript is spliced from 11 exons. Gene Ontology annotation, cellular component: membrane.